Frankliniella occidentalis (western flower thrips) is the source of this 5012-nucleotide messenger RNA. RefSeq names its product protein king tubby (gene ktub). Gene Ontology annotation, cellular component: cilium. Lineage: Eukaryota; Metazoa; Arthropoda; Insecta; Thysanoptera; Thripidae. The record is from RefSeq and is a predicted model, not a curated record. Gene Ontology annotation, biological process: protein localization to cilium. Bases 123 to 1328 code for a protein of 401 amino acids. The transcript has 9 exons.
AUACUCAACAACCGCAAGAGGGAGCUUCAUGUAAUCGCUAACAGAAUUUUAUCUGUUUAUUAUCUGUUUUGCUGUGAACCUAGCUUUUGUCCCCACAGACCCUAUUUAUAUUUAUUUGGACAAUGUCGUCUGCCAACCUCCGACAGCAGAAGUUAGAACAGCAGCGUCAAAUCAUGGAGCAAAAGAUGCGUCUGAAGCGUCAGACACCAGGUAUGGUACAGGCCUCAGAUGUACGUACCUCAUCUGCCAAAUCCAGAAGUAUGCAUAGAGAGUUACAUGGUUACGAUGGGCCCUUACAAUUUACUAUGUCUCCUGGAAAUCCUGAUGGUGUGAUGGAUCUGAGACCAGUUUCCAACAUUGAUAGUGAUGAUGAUGUUGGAGGUGUGUGUGAGGUUCAGCAAGUGGACCCUGAAGAGCUUGAAGAUGAAGAGUCUACACCUGUGGCUCCUCCAACUCCUGAUGCCCACUUAGAGAGUACAGUUGUACCAUAUUCAGACACACCAAAUAUCAUCAACAAUCCCAAUAAUCCGGAAGUUGAGGGUGAUGUUGUUGGAAGUCUGGAAACUUUCGUCCUUGAACCUGCCUGCCAACGUAUGCAUUACAAGUGUCGCAUUACUCGUGACCGCAAAGGAAUGGACCGUGGUCUUUAUCCAACAUAUUUUCUUCACUUAGAACGUGAUUAUGGAAAAAAGGUCUUUCUCUUGGCUGGACGUAAGAGGAAGAAGAGCACUACCAGUAAUUACCUCAUCUCAACUGACCCUACUGAUCUAUCUCGUGGCGGAGAGGCAUUUGUUGGGAAGCUAAGAUCAAAUUUGUUGGGCACCCAUUUCACUGUUUAUGACAAUGGUAGGGCACCAGGUAGCAGAUCUGAUUCUAAGGAGGAACGUACAACUCCAAGGCAGGAACUUGCAGCAGUAAUUUAUGAAACCAAUGUAUUAGGUUUUAAAGGACCGCGAAAAAUGACAGUGAUUUUACCAGGUAUGACACAAGACCAACAACGAGUACAAAUAUGUCCUCAAGAUGAAAGUGAGACCUUAUUGGAAUGCUACAAGAACAAAAAUAUGGAUAAUCUAAUUGAGCUCCACAAUAAGACUCCUGUUUGGAAUGAUGACACCCAGUCGUAUGUCCUUAACUUUCAUGGUAGAGUGACCCAAGCAUCUGUGAAAAACUUCCAGAUUGUUCAUGACAGUGAUGUGGAAUAUGUUGUCAUGCAGUUUGGACGUGUUGCUGAAGAUGUUUUUACCAUGGAUUAUCGUUAUCCAAUGUGUGCAUUGCAGGCAUUUGCAAUUGCACUUAGUAGUUUUGAUAGCAAAUUGGCAUGUGAAUGAGUUUCUUGCAUCCGUCCCUAAACCCAUCAAUCAUAUUUUUUCAAUUGUCUUUCUUACUGAAAGACACUUGUUAGUGUUUUCGUAUUAUUUAUUCAAUAAGUGAUGGGUACUGAGUUUUAAACACAAAUCAUUAUUCCACUCGUGUAUUCGUGUGCAUCACCAGGAGCCAUCCUCAAAUCUCUGUACUGUUUUGUAUGUCUGCAUUUGCAUAAGUUGGUUGUACCAUAAAACAAAUCAUAAUGGGCCACAUGUCUACAUUUCUAAAAGUAAAUUUUUAUUAGAAUCAAUCCCCAGUCAUAGGGUUAUUAUUUAUUUUUGAAUCAAGUUUUUGCUUGACUGAAAAAUAUGAGCACUGUUUUUUCUUAUGAGAGAGUUGUGAAAGUUUUUCUCACACUGUUCUCAAGCAAUGAUUUUAGUGGUUUUGUCUUCAACCAUUCUGCAUACGAACCACCUAUUUCUACUAGUUUGGAAUGAACUUAUCUUGUGAUUACAAUUACAAAUACUAAUUUGUACCACGCAUAUUUGGGUGUUGCAUCAAAUGAAAUUUGUUGGUUUUGAAGCCUAUGUUAACUGCAAGUACUAAGCACAAAUGGCAUACCUCUUUCUUACUGUGGUAGAAUUUGUGUUUCACUCUGUACUCUGGGCUUUGCUGAUGUGAAAUUUGUUGUCUUGCUCAUUUUUAUCAUGGUUUGUGUGCUGCCUAAAUACCCUUAAAUUAGAUUAGGCAAAAUCUUUUGCUCAUGUCAUUAUUCUGAUAUGUAUAUCUCAUUAGUCUUGAUUACUGAAGUGUGAGCUCAGAAUGCUGAAUAUCUCUGUACUGUCUCUUGUGAUGUUCCUUGUGCCUUUUGAUUCUGAGAUCUCUUUAUUUUCUACAAUCAUCAACAGUGUUUGAUGAUUAAUCUGGUAUAUGUUUCUGUACAUCUGAAAACUGCCCAUCGAUUUUCUAGUCCAGAGCUAUUAUUUAGCUUCAUUAGCAUAAGAAAAACUUAUAAUUUAUUUUAAGUUACAGUUGAUGUAUUGGCUUUUAUUAUCCUGUGCAGCCAUAUCACUCGUUUCAUGAGUUUCUCAUGACUCAAUGCCAUACUAAAUGAUUUCUUGUGUCUAUUUUAUUUAUUCAUACAUCACAAGUGUGUUUUAGUUGUAGACUGUAAUGUUUUUCAUCUUCCUAGUACUGGAAACAAACUUUGUCACCUGUGCAAUUGAUGGAUGUAUGUGCCUUAGUAUACCAAUGUUAAUGUUCUUUUCAUGGUUAUAUUAAGUGCCACAUGUGGUAUGUCAAAGUCCUAUCGCAGCAACAAAUUUUAGAACAGUCUCAAUUGUAGAUCAAUUACUUCUGUUAAGAAUCAAUUACUCUUUUAUGGGCCUAAUGUAUUAAGGAAGAGACUGGCUUGAGUCUCUGUGGUUGUGUUAUUUUUUUAAUAUAUCUAUCUAUCUAUCUUAGUCAUAUACCUUUCCAAUUGUAGGCUGUCUUUGCAAUCAUUCUCACUUUCAAUGCUAUGAUAAACUUUGUUCAAUUGUAUGGAAAUCUAGAGAGAACUCUGGCAUGCAGUAUUUUUUAUUAGUGUUUAGCUUGGGGGCUUGGAUGAGCGAUUUCUCUUUUUGAUUUUAGGCCGACCGCGCAAACCAGCCUGGGGUGUCUGUCAAAGACCGCUGCCCGGUUUGUGCGGUCGGUUUAAAAUCGGGAAAACGCUCGUCUCUGGUGUUUAGUGCCUUUAUCAUACACUUUUUUCCUUAUGACUUCUGUAUACCAAAGGACUUUGAAUUCUUUUGUUGGAUCGGAGUGUUGACCUCACGUGUUUUAAAAUAAUUUAACUUGUAGACUUAAUGACUUUCUUUCCACCUCUUUGCUAUCAUUCAUCACUUUUAAAUUUAAGAGUACACCAGCAUCUCAUUCUUUCUCCAAAUCUGUGCGCUAGUUUCAAGAAAUGUUACAACCAAUCCGUAAAAGCUUGUAAUUUACAUUUGCUGAUAGAAGUCAAUUUUUUUUUUCUCUUAAACAUGCCUCAAGUUUUCCUUUGAGUAAAAGGUGAUUAGAUCAGUUCAAUCUGAUCUUAUUUCUACAUAAAAUCUUUUCAGAUUGUAUUUCUAUGUUGAUGCAAAAUCAGCCUAAAUGCAGACGAUGUUGCAUACCAAAAGCUUAUCAAUACAUUAAUUGUUUCUUUUCUCGUUUUAAAAAGACUUUGUUCCUUUCAUACUGUUGUCUGUGAUAUUGCCAGUAUUUUCCAUUAGAUUUACUGUAACUCUUUAACCCUCUUAAUUGAAUUGAACAUGAACAUGCAUUUCAAGUGUGAUCCCUCUGACUAAACUGUUCCACGCCAGUACUGAAAAAAAGAGGUUUAACUGAAUCUUUCAGUUUUUUAUUAACUGUUAACAGUAAGUUUUAUAUCCUCUUUAUUCAAAGGCAUUCUUUGUGAGGCAUUUUGAACUUAGUUUUGGAUGUACCCAGCCAGAUGACACGUUGAAAUGCAAUCUUUUCCACAUUGUAGGUCGAAUCAGAGACAAAAAUAUGUCAGUUUGACGAAAUUCGAUGCAGCGUUUUUGGUUGGGUAUGUACGUAUUGCUUUUUAUUGCAAAAGAAAUUUUUCCUAAUCUCUCAGCUUGCUGAGUUCUACCGAGCCAAUGCAGUGGCUCCAGCACCAGCCCCAAAAAACUAAUAACAGCUCAGUAUCUUAAGGUUUGUUAAAAUCUCAUAUCCCAAUCUUAUUUUUGACUUCAGAUUUUUAGAAUUGUUCUCUGAUGGUAAAAAAGAUACUAAAAUGAGUUUUAUUGUUAUGGUUAUGUUAGCAGCCUCACAACUUUUUUUAUCUCCUUGCUGAAUUUUAGUCAUUUCCUCAGUGAAAAUUUUAAUCAAUAUUAUGUGUGUAAUUUUUAUUUUACAAGUUCAGUAUUUCUUUUUUUUUUUUUUUUUUUUUUACACUCCAGAUAUCUGAACUGUACAUAUCGUAACUAAGGACAAGAAUUUAUAUUUUGUAACCGUACUGUUUUAAGGUUGUUUUCUUUGAGGAAUAUCUUAUUGAUAUCUCCUUGUGAAGUAUUUGUGUGAACAGUAUUACCUUCAAGCUUUUGUUACAAUUUGUUUGUCUGUUAAUGGAGAAAUCUCGUUAAUUCAAUAUCCGUACAAAAGUUCUGCUGUUGUAUUUUUGAUGUUUAAUGUUACACUUGCAGAAAGAAUCCUUGUUUUGAUGGCUGUCAUUUCAACACUCUUUGGCUACCAUGAAUAUUUUUGGUGUGAACAUUACAUUGUUAUUAUUAACCAAAGAGAUGAGAAAUGAGCAUGUUUAUAGAGUCGACCCACAUGCAUUAUUUUGCAAUAUGACUAGCGAUCUGUGAAGACUAUGUACUUUUUAAUUUUGGCAGCAUUGGUUAUACUUGAACAAGUCAAAGCUGUCGGUGUAAAACUCUUUUAUUUGCAAUCGUUUUGAGAUGAGUGAUUUUCUUAGAUGUAUCUGGUUGGUUCUGCUGAACACCUGAGUAUGUAUUUGGUUUGUAAGUGUCUUGUAGAAGUGGUUUUCUGUUGUGUAUUUGUGUGAAUAUUGCUUCGCUGAUAGAUUUGGUGAAGAUGAAAUGCAACAGUCAGCUGAGAAUUGUAGUAAUGGACUCUGCACUAAGUCUUUCUUCAACCCACACCAGUGAUUUUUGAUAUGAAUUUGAGUGUUGGCUUCAAAAUACAACUCACCAAAUGUA